AGAAAAAAAAAAACCUAGUUAGCUAGCUAGAAACAUCUCACCACACCACAUCCACCUAUUUCUUUCUUUUUUUUUUUUAAUUAAUUUAUUUUUCCAUAUAAAUACGAAACCAAUCUUCCAAAAUCAUAACAAAACCUCUCUCAUCUUAUUUUUCUUUCCUUAUUUUCUCUCAUAUGUUUGUUUCUUGAGAAAAUAUUAUAUCAUGAGCAACAUUCCAAGAUCUCUUACCGAUUCUUCCUUUACUCUAUUCAAGCUAGCAAUUUCUUCUUCUGAUCCUUGGCCUUUUUCUAUCAAAUUUUUCUUGUAACACAACACCUAGCUAAUUAAUCAUCCAAACACAAAACAAGAACAAAAACCUAUUCCUAUUCCCAAUUCCUACUCCUCUAGCUACUAGUAAUCCUUUGUUUGGUUAUUUUUUUCUUUCAAAAAUGACAAUUUCUAGUGAGAAAUUAAAAAAUACCAACAAUAUUUUCCAUCUCAAUAUUCCCCACAUUCAUUUCCAUAAUCAUAAUGAUCAUGAAAUUGGGAAUAAAGAUAUCCCAAAAGGGUGUUUGGCUGUAAUGGUUGGAGAAGAAGAGGAACAAAGAGAAAGGUUUGUUAUUCCUGUUAUUUACAUAAACCACCCUCUCUUUAUUAAACUUCUUAAAGAGGCUGAAGAAGAGUAUGGCUUUGAUCAAAAGGGUCCAAUUGUCAUUCCUUGCCACGUGGACCAAUUCAGAACCGUUCAAACCAUCAUUGAUCAAGAAAAUAAUUCUCUCAAUCAACACCAUCAUCAUCACCAUCAUCAUCACCACCAUCAUAAUCAUGUUUGGUGUUUUAGGGUUUGAUUUUUUAUUAAAUUUCUCAUGUAAUUAAUUGAUUGAAUUUGUUUUUUUUUUUUUUUAUCAAAAGACAAAAUUGUGUGUUGAUUUGAAAUUAUUAAUAUUAUUAUUGUACAAUUUUAUUACUUAA
This is a messenger RNA of Cannabis sativa, 951 nucleotides long. Its product is annotated as auxin-responsive protein SAUR32. Bases 429 to 827 code for a protein of 132 amino acids. The record is from RefSeq and is a predicted model, not a curated record. The transcript has a single exon. Gene Ontology annotation, biological process: response to auxin. Lineage: Eukaryota; Viridiplantae; Streptophyta; Magnoliopsida; Rosales; Cannabaceae.